AUGUGUUUCUCUGGUUCGUUUUAAGUGACUUCAUUACAACAACAAUUUAAAUUAAAUACAAAUAUAUUAUAUGUGAUACGCGCGACGUAGCGAGACACAUACGAAUUCAAAAAGUGCAUUUCGACAAAAGUUUAAUCACAUUGCCCAGCCCAGCGUAUAGCGUACAGUGAAUUGAAUCGAAACACGGAAAAAAAGAAAGGAGUGCAGUUACUAAAUCACUACCAUUCUGUGAAAACGGAAUAGACAAAGUAAAUUGCGAGAGAGAAAAAAAGAACUAUAUAUCGGUGGUCAUUUCCAAUUGAAUCAACAAGCGGAAUUGAACUGAAUUAUUGUGUGAUCACGUAUCAAUCGGUCAAGCAAUAAACCGAACACAUCAAAUAGCGUCAAUCAAACGAACAGCAAAUAGCAGCGAAAUUAAGUAAAGCAGCAAAAGGAAAAAGAAAGAAAAUAAUAUGCAAACGAUAAAGUGUGUCGUUGUCGGAGAUGGAGCCGUGGGUAAGACGUGCUUGCUUAUCUCGUAUACAACAAAUAAAUUCCCGUCCGAAUAUGUGCCCACGGUUUUCGACAAUUAUGCGGUGACGGUCAUGAUCGGUGGCGAACCAUAUACACUAGGUCUAUUUGAUACAGCUGGUCAAGAAGAUUAUGACCGUUUGCGACCAUUGUCAUAUCCACAAACCGAUGUAUUCUUAGUCUGUUUUUCGGUUGUUAGUCCCAGUUCGUUUGAAAAUGUCAAGGAAAAGUGGGUGCCUGAAAUAACACAUCAUUGUCAAAAGACGCCAUUUUUAUUGGUUGGCACACAAAUCGAUUUGCGUGAUGAGAAUACAACUCUAGAGAAGCUCGCCAAAAAUAAACAAAAGCCAAUUACAAUGGAACAAGGAGAGAAAUUAGCCAAGGAGUUGAAAGCUGUUAAAUUUGUUGAAUGCUCUGCAUUGACACAGAAAGGAUUGAAAAAUGUAUUCGAUGAGGCUAUUUUGGCAGCAUUGGAGCCCCCAGAAUUACCGAAGAAACGAAGAUGCAAGUUCCUUUAAACACCAAUCCAAUCUUAUUCCCCGAACUGUCUGCCUAUGCACGUUCUGUUCCUCUUUGUUCACACAACGUUGCUUAACUGUCAAAUGAAAUAAAGAAACAAAACACACGAAUCAACUGGAUAUGCUGACAUUUCAGCAAAUAACAUGUAUUUCCGAAUUGAACGCAUCAAAAAGAAUCUAUAUAUAUAGUUUUGAAAAUUUAAUUUUGUGUAGUAUGGUCGGAACGGAAAAUAACAUGAAUUGUAUUCAGCAACAAGAAAGCAGUUAUUAUUUUGCUAAAUUAUAAAUAUAAGUGAUCUUAGUUCUCUAUCAAUGUGUAAAGUGCAACAAAAAGGACACAAAACAUAUAGGCGGCGCGUUUAAAGAGGAACAUAUCAUUUUUUAUUUGGACAACGGUAAAAAUAACAUUAAUUUCACCAUAAAAUUUUAUAAAAGCAGAAAAAAAUAUAUUGUAUAUUCUUCAACCGUAUGAAUCGCAGCUAGAGUAACGGUUUUGAAUACUGUGUGGCCAUUUGAUGUGUUGAAAAUAGUGUUUUCACACACAUCCAAAAAAAAAAGUUGUCUAUGAAAAAUCACAUGUACCUCUUGAAACCGCUUCAAAAUAAAGUAUUUACAAAAUCAAAACAGCAACAAACAAAAAACAUCGGGAAACAAUUCUUCAGUUGAACCACAACACAAUACAGUUUUUAUCAUCUUGUAAACAAAUUGUAUUUUAUGCGGCUUUUUGUGUAUUUUUCUAGCGCAUUUAAUCUGUCCAAUUCUCUUUUAUUUACCCCCUUCUUUUAUGUGUAUUUUUUUUUUCAAAACUAAAUUAAGUAAAACACAUUUGGAGAUCAUUUACAAAAAAAAUGAGAAAAAAUUUAAAUCAUUUUAGAAUGUGUAAGAGAAAACAUUUAAAAAAUAGAACAAAAACCAAUUAAAGAUUAUGGAUGAAAUCUCAAUUUCAUGAGCAAAAACACACAUAAACUAAAGAAAUAAUCAUUUAAACAAAAAAAAACUUACAACAAUUGAAAAUAAUAGCAUAUUCGGCAAAAAAUAGUAAUGGGCGAGUGUUUGCAUUAGACUUUGAAUGCAGUGUCUUAUGCAGUUUACAAUAUUAUAAGUGCAGUUGUGAACGGUCUUCCUUCAACGACUAAUGCACAUACUUGGUCGAUGCAACAAAUUAAACAAUUAAUUUAAAGUUUAAAAUAAAAAUUAACAAUUAAAGAUUACGAUUAUAUUUUAUUGAGAAAGAGGGAGAGAAAGAUAAGUUUGCAUUUAGUUUGAAUUUUAUUGAAGGAAAUUAUGAAAUGAGCAAGAAGAAGAGAAAUAGAAUGGAAAAAAUGCAGUGGAAAUAGAAAACUUUAUAGCAAUAUAUAAUGAAAAGUCAUAGAAAACAAAUGUUUUUUUUUUUGCAAAUAUUCUUUUCGUUUCUUUCACACCAGGGACUGUUCCUCUGCGGAGGUGGAAUGAUGAAAGGAGAAGAUUGCUGCGGAUCUGUUUGUCUUCUUAUCAUUUCUUCUACUUAGAGGAACAAUCCCUGUUUCAAUCACAAUAGUGGUUUGCUCAGGUGAUGAAAAUUGCACAAACAAAGCGCAUUUUUUGGAAAUUCAAACGGACAAACGACUUAUUCCAAAUUAUUAAUUGAAUAUUAACACGAAAAUGUGUUUUUCGUUCAUUUUUUUUUGUUGGAAAAAACCAUUUUAAUGCAAGUCAUUAUUUAAGGAAAUAGGUUUGUUUGUUCGAUUGAUAAUGAAGUGCAUUUGAAUUUUGGCUGGAAAAAGAUUCUGUCUUCUAAAUAAAUGGAACACAAUAAAGACUUGAACAUAUUUGAUGAA
Molecule: messenger RNA, 2845 nt
Organism: Contarinia nasturtii (swede midge)
Lineage: Eukaryota; Metazoa; Arthropoda; Insecta; Diptera; Cecidomyiidae
Gene: Cdc42
Product: cdc42 homolog
Exons: 4
Coding region: 453-1028 (191 amino acids)
Biological process (GO): small GTPase-mediated signal transduction
Molecular function (GO): GTPase activity; GTP binding
Source: RefSeq, a predicted model, not a curated record